Aspergillus uvarum CBS 121591 is the source of this 1885-nucleotide messenger RNA. Its product is annotated as Zn(II)2Cys6 transcription factor. Gene Ontology annotation, biological process: regulation of DNA-templated transcription. Gene Ontology annotation, molecular function: zinc ion binding; DNA-binding transcription factor activity, RNA polymerase II-specific. The record is from RefSeq and is a predicted model, not a curated record. The coding region runs from base 28 to 1767 and encodes 579 amino acids. The transcript has 2 exons. Lineage: Eukaryota; Fungi; Ascomycota; Eurotiomycetes; Eurotiales; Aspergillaceae.
CCCAUUUCCCAACUCCCAACUCCCUACAUGGAGUCACCGAUCGAAACAGCUAUUCUCUCGAAGCCUCAAAGAAAGGCGUUCUCGAAGAGAUCCCGCACCGGAUGUCGGACCUGCCGAGCCCGCCGUGUCAAAUGCGAUGAAUCCCCUGGUGCAUGUAACAACUGCACAAGUACCGGUCGCACUUGCGCGUAUGACAUGCAACGGCUUCCGCCAGCAGGUGGUCGUAAGAAAACCACCGCCAAAGCCAUCGUACUGUCCGCUCCUAACGGCGCAUCUGCCACCAUCCGCGCCGCCAUCGCAGCCAAUUUCCAGUGGAAGGUGACCUCGGAUGAGAGCCGCUGUCUCUCCUUCUUUCAGCACCGUUCUGUUCCGCAACUCGUGGGCUAUUUGGACUCGCCUCUAUGGCGGGAACUGAUUCUCCGCUUGUCCUGCACGGAACCCGCGGUGUACCAUGCGGUCGUUGCACUUGGGGCAGUGAGCCAGGCCAACGAGAUGGCAGGCCGUACUCCAAGGCCCGGGCAGCAGCACCUGCUGCGGGAUAACUGGUACAGCUUCGCGCUGGAACAGUCCUCACGCUCAUUUGCUCUCAUCCAUAGGAGACGCAGGUCGCACGAUCCGCAGCUCCAGGAAGUCAUUCUGGUCUGCUGUCUGCUUUUUAUUAUUUGCGAAUUACUGCGUGGGAACGUCACCGAGGCCACCUUCCAUCUGCAAGGAGGGCUGCAGAUCUUGCAUACGAUGAAUAUCGAGCGACGCUCAUCGGGGCUAGAACUCAGCUCCGGUGGAGUGGACGAGUGUGUCGUGGAGUCCUUCAUGAACUUCCAAGAAGGGUCAAUCUACUAUGGUCUGAAGGAGCCCCUGCGUUUCGACAGCCAGUUCGUCUACGACCAACCAUACGAGGCGUACCUGCAGCCCUUCCAGAGCCUCUCCUACGCACGCAGGGCCUUCCGGCCACUCCAACACACCGGCUUCGAGCUGAUCGCGACGUGUAUGUCGGCGUCCGAGGCCGACAUCGCGAGCAACUACUCCACAAUCCACUUCCAGCAGCACCGGCUGAUCGCCCUGCUCACCCGCUACUUGCAGGCGUUGGACGACUUCUGCCUGCGCACGUUCGGGAUCACCUCCUUCACCUGCCCCGUCAUGGCCACGAGCCGGGACCCCGCGCGCCGCAGGGAAUACCGCGAGCUCGAGCUGACGCGGCUCACCUGCCUCGCGCUGCUCCUGGGGCUGAAGACCGCCACGUACAGCAAGCGGCAGCCGUCGGUGCCGGACCGACACCUCUGCGAGCGGAAGAGCCUGAUGGCCGCCGCGCAGACGGUCAUGCGCAAGUUCGACGGGCCGGACCGCCCCGCGUUCGCGCCCACCAGCACCAUCGUGGCGGCCGUGUACAUCGCCGCCCACGUGUGCCCGGACCACACCUUCUACUGCCUCGCCAGCGACCUGCUGCGCUCCUGGAGCUCCGACGAGGGCUUUAUGAGCUCGACCAUGAACGCCAAGAUCCUCGACGAGUCGCUCAAGCUGUACCUGGCGCAGGUGUGGCGCAGCGCCGCCCCCUUGCCGCCCGGGGUGACCUUCACCACGGACGCGGCGGGCCUCCAGGUCACGGCCCACCUGACGUAUUGCGCGGAUGGGGUCGAGAAGCGCCGGUCCAUGGUUCUCGAGGGGGAUGAGUCCCUCGUGGCGGAGCUGCGGGCCAUCGACAACUCUCGGGAUUGGGCGUGUUCGCGCGCCUUGGGGUUGCUGGAGAGGAAAAGUUACUGUGAGGACUGAUCGGUAUAUGCAUUUGCACUCGGACACUAUAGAUAACCUCUAGACCAUGAAUUUGUAUAUAUUCGAUGUGAGUCCCUGUUGUAAGAGCGAAAAUCAAGCUUACAGAUCUGCAUUCACC